CCCUUUUGUGUUUAUUGUUGUUUUCAGGGUUUAACCUUUGACCCUAUUCCCCUGCUGAAGUGAGAAACUACAGCUAAAAUGGAGAACCUUCAUCCCCACUGCCUUAAAUGCAUCAACCGACGGUGCAUGGUCAGAUCAGAGCCUGGCGUCUCCUGCGAUCUGGUCGGCUGUCCACUAGUUUGCGGGGCAGUUUUUCACUCCUGCAAGCUGGACGAACAUCGGCUCCUGUGUCCGUAUGAAAGACUGCCUUGCCUUAACAGUGGUUUCGGUUGCCCCUUUACUGUCCCGAGAAUCAAAAUGGCGCAGCAUCUGGAGACAUGCCCUGCCAGUAUAGUUUGUUGCACUAUGGAGUGGAACCGGUGGCCUGUGAGCUAUGCCGAUCACAAGUCCUAUGAAAACCUGAGCAAAGACUUUGAUGAGGUGGAGCAGCUGGACAUGGCUUUGGCUCUUCAGGAUCAGAGGAUGCUGUUGGAGUCGCUGAAAGUUACGACUAGCGUGUCAAAGAAUGGAGACAAAGGAACGGGUGGAACUGAUAAAAUGGCCACAGAGUCACUGUUGGACAACGAAAUGGUAGAAAUGGAGGAAGAAACUUAUAGCAACCUAUACAGAACUUCAGUGGAGACCACUAGGAGUUUAGCAGCUGCCUUGGACAUCCUCGCUAAUUCCAACAACAUUGGUGCAAUUGUUGAAAAUAUAAACGGUGAAAAGACUGAUUCGGAUGGAGAACUCCCUAAUGGGGCGAAUGGGGGAUGUGUGUAUGUUGCUGAAGGUGGGGGGAAUGUAGAAAUGCAUGAGAGUGACUGUGAUUCAGAGUGUGAGCUGGGAGCAGUAGGUGGAGUCGACUGUAGCGUGGGAACGAAUGUAAACCAUGAUGCGGUUACCUUGUCUGAAGAAAGACAUUUUGUGGAGUUGAAUUUUGAAGAAAAAGAGGAUCUAACCAAUGAACCAAUUCAAAAUGGUGACCUUGUCUGGGAACAGAUCCCUCAGGAUUAUUUGCCCCUUGUAGCACCAGAGCCUCCUGCUGCUCGUCAGGUACCACUCGCACCUCCAAUGCCAUUCCUGGUGUCUCAUCAUGUGAGAAAUAGCUUCUUGCAGCAGCUACCACCCGAACUCAGGUAUAGGUGUUUGAAGCGUGAACUGCAGGGCGUAAAUGUGCUCAGAGGAAUUAGUAUGUUUACAUUUAACGGCCACCGAGCCCUGCUGUCCGACCCUUACUUGUUUAGAGCCAAAAUGGAGGACAAAGCGGUCGACACGUCUGAUCUGGAGGUGGAGGAGGACCCAAUGGGCCUCCACGGUAUUGACCUCAUUACUGCAGCCCUGCUGUUUUGCCUGGGAGAUUCUCCAGGAGGCAGAGGGAUCUCAGACAGCAGGUUUGUUGACGGCUACCACAUCGACUUUGGUACUCAGACAUUCUCCUUCCCCUCAGCCAUUCUCGCUACCAACACCAUGGUGGGAGACAUCGCCUCUGCCUCGGCCUGUGACCACGCCAGUCCGCAGCUCUCCAACCCCAGCCCUUUCCACACGCUCCGGCUAGACCUAGUGCUUGAAUGUGUCGCACGAUACCAAACUAAACAGCGCUCCAUGUUCACGUUCGUUUGCGGGCAGCUUUUCCGACGGGAUGAGUUUUCGUCCCACUUUAAAAAUGUUCACGGGGACAUCCACGCAGGCCUCAACGGCUGGAUGGAGCAGCGCUGCCCCUUGGCCUAUUACGGCUGCACCUACUCCCAGAGACGCUUCUGUCCGUCCGUUCAGGGCUUUCGAAUCAUCCAUGACAGACACCUGGGUUCUUUCGGGGUGAAGCCUGGUUUGCCUCUGAAAACUGGAGACAACCAUUCCAGAAAGACCCGCCGCAUGGACUUUCAGUGUGAUCAGUUUAGCAGCCUUCCUUUUGAGGUUUUGCAGCACAUAGCAAGCUUCCUCGACAGCUUCAGUCUCUGCCAGCUGUCCAGAGUAUCUCGCACCAUGAGGGAUGUGUGCGCUAGUCUGCUUCAGAUGCGUGGCAUGGUCGUCCUGCUGUGGGAGAAGAAACGACGGGAAGAUGGCUCUCCUUCAUGGCAAAUAACUCACAAGGUGUGGCGCUUCAGCACAGCCUUCGGCACAGUGAACGAGUGGAAGUUCGCAGACAUCGCCAGUAUGGCCGACCACCUGAAGAAGUGCAAGUUCAACACCAUCACCCGUCGGGAGGAAGCGAUCCCUCUGCCGUGCAUGUGUUUCACCAGAGAGCUCACGAAAGAGGGAAGAUGUUUACGAUCGGUUCUUAAACCAGUAGCAUGAGCAGCGAUGGUCAUUUUCUUUUUUUUUUUUACUUACUGACCAAGAGAACCUUAUUACUCCUGUAUUUCCUUCACUGUUUACAGACAUCAAUAUUCAUGUUACGACUCUACAACUACAAAUGGAACACCAUCAGUUCCUCCAUAUUCUUUGCUUCACUUUCUUUGACACAAAACAAAGUCGCCAACUCAACAUUUGGAAAUUCAGAUUUAUUUUUCCUGCAUGCGAAUCAGGUGGUUCAACCAAAGCUUUGAUCAACGCUGCGUUACUGUUUUUCAUAAAGAUGCACCAGUUGUGCUUUUACUGACCAAUACUGGUUUUCCUGUGAGGUCUGCCCUGCUAAUCCCUUUUUUUUUUUAAGCUGUAACAGAAAUAAAUUUUUUGCAGACUCUUUCAUAAAGAUGUUUUAAAUCAG
Messenger RNA from Cyprinodon tularosa, 2686 nucleotides. It is a transcript of the gene fbxo30a, whose product is annotated as F-box protein 30a. Gene Ontology annotation, molecular function: ubiquitin protein ligase activity; protein binding; zinc ion binding. The record is from RefSeq and is a predicted model, not a curated record. The transcript is spliced from 2 exons. Bases 79 to 2274 code for a protein of 731 amino acids. NCBI's taxonomy places the organism in Eukaryota, Metazoa, Chordata, Actinopteri, Cyprinodontiformes, Cyprinodontidae.